AUGAUAACGUGUGAGGUCUUGCUCCCCGACACUCAGAGUUGGAUAGUGAUCUCAGUGGUCUACGCAUCCAAUGACGUGGAUACUAGGCAAGAGUUAUGGCAAGAGUUGAGAAAUAUGCAUUCCCACCAGCGUGUUCAAGGUAAAGCUUGGCUAAUUUUGGGUGAUUUUAAUCAAACGUUAAACCCUUCGGAGCACUCAACGGUGGCUGAUCCCAUCGCAAAAAAGCUUGAUAGAGCUUUGGUUAUUGAUCUUUGGAAUAUUCAAUUCCCUUCCUCCUUUGCUAUCUUUGGUGAGCCUGAUUUCUCGGAUCAUGCAUCUUGUGGCAUUGUCUUAGACGCAUCGUCUCAGAGGCAUAAUCGCCCUUUCAAGUUCUUUAACUUCCUCCUAAAGAACAAUGAGUUUCUUGAUAUCGUCGAAAGGCAUUGUGGAUCAAAGAUUGAAGGUCAGGAGGAGAUCCUAAGUCAUUGUGUUGACUACUUUCAAGAGCUGUUGGGAGCUGAGACUGAUCCUCAAAUGUUUACUCAGGGCGAUUUAAACUUACUUCUACCUUUCAAUUGUUCCCCAGAGCAAAGUGCUUCCCUCGAAAAAGAGUUCUCAGCUCAGGAAAUCAGAGAUGCUUUCGUCUCUCUACCGAGAAAUAAAAUGUGUGGUCCCGACGGGUUCUCCGAUGAGUUCUUUACUAGCUUCUGGAAUGUUGUUGGUCCAGAAGUAACAGAGGCAGUGGGUGAAUUCUUUCGAUCGGGUUCGAUCUUGAAGCAAUGGAAUGCGACAACACUGGUUCUCAUCCCAAAAAUUACCAAUGCUUCAAAGACCUCUGAUUUUAGGCCUAUCUCCUGUCUAAACACGGUUUACAUGGUAAUUUCAAAACUUCUUGCUAACAGGCUACAGAAGGCUUUUGACUCAGUGAGAUGGGACUUCAUCCUCUCGGCUCUACAAGCAAUAAACGUCCCAAAAAGGUUCAUCAACUGGAUAGAACAGUGUAUCUCGACCGCUAGCUUCUCUGUUUCAGUAAAUGGUAUCACCGGAGGUUAUUUCAGAAGUACAACAGGUCUGCGUCAAGGUGACCCGCUUUCACCGUACUUAUUUGUUCUAGCAAUGGAAAUCUUCUCUAGCCUUCUCAAAUCUCGUUUUGAUGCUGGGUAUAUUCGCUACCACCCGAACACGGAGGACCUAAGCAUAUCCCACCUUAUGUUUGCUGAUGAUGUCAUGAUAUUUUUUGAUGGUGGUUGCUCCUCCUUGCAUGGUAUUAAUGAGGCGCUAAACGAUUUUGCUUCUUUGUCUGGUUUAGAGAUGAACAAAGACAAAACCAGCUUGUACCAUGCAGGGCUAAGCCAAUCUGAAACCUCAGCUAUAACUACGUACCGGUUCAAAGUCGGCUCACUUCCCAUACGCUACCUUGGACUGCCGUUGAUUCAUCGCAAGCUCAGAAUCCCUGAGUGUGCCCCGCUAAUCGAUACGGUUAAGAGCAAAUUCAGGUCGUGGUCAGUCAAAACUCUUUCUUUUGCAGGAAGGGUUCAGCUAAUCAAAUCAGUCAUCUCGGGUAUAGUGGCAUUUUGGAUCUCUACUUUUAUCCUUCCCAAAGGCUGUAUUAAGCAAAUUGAAUCUCUUUGUUGCCGAUUUCUCUGGUCCGGAAGUAUUGAGACGGCAAAAGGAGUUAAAGUUUCUUGGGAAGUAUGCUGUCUCCCUAAGAAAGAGGGAGGUCUUGGUCUAAGACGGUUCUCAUCCUGGAACAGAACGCUUUUUCUUAGGCUAAUCUGGCUCUUGUUCUCUAAUACGAGCUCUCUAUGGGUGGCUUGGCACAGACAACACCAUCUACGAGAUCAAAGCUUUUGGUCUAUCAAGGAAAAUGUGCGAGAUUCUUGGAAUUGGAGGUCCUUACUUCAUCUGAGAGCUUCAGCACAGAAUUUUAUUCACGUGAUGGUGGGAAACGGUGCUUCAACAAGUUUUUGGUACGACUCGUGGACCCCUUUCGGAGCUCUAAUCAAUUACGUGGGGAUAGCAGGGCCACGUAGCUUCAGAAUACCUUGGAAUGCUAAAGUGUCUGAGGCCUGCAAUGAUUGA
Molecule: messenger RNA, 2061 nt
Organism: Microthlaspi erraticum
Lineage: Eukaryota; Viridiplantae; Streptophyta; Magnoliopsida; Brassicales; Brassicaceae
Source: the annotation of a GenBank genome assembly